UUCAGACGCCUGUAAUAUCAAAAGCAUUAGUUGAUGAUAACAUGGCAGAAAUUAAGAACCGAGUUCAUCUCGAUGACGCCAUCUUGUUCAAAAUAGUAGCUUCCGGUAAUACUUUAAAGAUUUACAGACUUAUGAGACUGUGUGAUCAUAAAACUACACAUUUUUCUAGCCACGCCCUGAACUGGGCUGUUUUUGAGGCUUGUAAUAUACGCCACGCCCAUUUACUCCAGUUCCUUAUCAAACAUGGCACGCGAUUGGAAAUCAGAGACGACAACGGAAACACUCCUCUUUUGAUUUGCUCCGCGAAAGGUUUUCCAGGCAUUGUGGGUAAGCUCUUGAGCAUGGGCGCUGACAUCAAUGCUAAAAAUAACAACGGAGAUACUGCUCUGAUGCUGGCUUCGUCAAGGAAAGUAAUUCAGUGUUUACUAAAUGACAGACGUUUACAUCUAGAUGAACGAAACUCGACUGGGAAUACAGCUUUAAUGUCAGCCAUCGGAACAUCUCACCUCCAGAAGGUCAAAUUGCUGAUCAGUGCUGGAGCUAGCCCAUACAGACGAGUAGGGGAAAUCUCGCAGAAUGGCUCUAACUCGUCGUCUGGUCCAGAUGAAAGUGCUUUUGACAUGGCCGAAAGAAUGGGAUUCGGUCAACUGCUGAAGCUGUUGUAUCGUGCCAAAAUGGUCGACUUACAUCCUUUGCAGUUGGCCGCUGUUGACAAUGAUUUUGAGACUUGCAUCACGUUGCUGAAGUAUAAAUUAUGUCAAAAAAAUGAUACUCAAAAUCUUCGGCCUGACAUCCUCUGUUAUGUUUUAAAACAGAUACAGCAAAGGGACGCUAUUCUUUCAUCAGACAUUGAGUUUGUUCGAGAGUUAUGCAGACUUGGUAUGGACGUCAAUAGAUGUCAGUGCUGUAUAAAGUCACGUAUGGAGCUCGUGCUGGACAUCGGAAACUACGAUCUGGCUAAAAUUCUUUGUGCCCAUGGCGCUAAGGUCACCCACUACGACCUGGUGUCCGCUGUUGAUAGACAUCUCGUCCAGAUGAUUCCCCUUUUUAUAAACCACGGGGCACCGGUGUACAAAUAUGACCACAUGGGUCAGGUGACUUACAAAGGUUCGGCCCUUGAUGUAGCAUUGGAGAACUCCUUAACGGGUACAGCCAGCUUACUUUUUAAUCACGGUGCCAAGUUCGAUUCUGAGUACGCUUUCUCUAAAGCUUUACAGAGCAACAACGUAAAGACGCUCAACUUUCUGAUGAAGUGUGCUGAAUCUAAGGAUCUAGCCAAAAAACAAGAAACUUUCGUAAGAGCUGUGAAGCUAGGAGACAUUCAGAACAUGCAAAAAAUGUUAGACGCAGGGCUGGACAUUAACCGGGUCCACGACAAUAAAACUCCAUUAAUGAGCGCUGUCCACACAGAGGUCAUCAACUUUUUAUUAAACAAGGGGGCUGAUGUCAAUUUGAAAACAAACACAACACCUUUGAUCAAUGCAAUCUCUUCGGGUCAUUUCUCAGAAUCAGCAGUUUUACGUAUUGUGGAUACAUUUCUAAAAAAAGGCGCUAUUUUGGAAGACACUGAUGCGUAUGGUUGCACGGCACUGAUAGCAUCCGUUAAAAGUAGACAUCGCAAGAUGGUUCUCAAAUAUUUGCUUGAUAUGGGAGCAGACGUAAACCGAAGAAACAAAGAUGGACUGACUGCACUGCACGUUGCAGCAGCAAAGAACAAAUUUGAUUGCGCAGAGACUCUUUUGAAGUACGGUGCAGAUGUUAACCUGAAAUGUAAUGCUGGUCGCUCUCCCUUACAUAACGCUAUGCAAAACGAACGUCUUGUGGCAUUAUUUCUGGAGUAUAAAGCGAAUGUGAACGCCACGGAUAAUUUGGGGAACACACCGCUUUUACUUGCAGUGAAGCGUUUUGAAGGCCCUGUAAAACUUGUCAAACUUUUGAUAGCCUCCGGCUCCGAUGUUAACCACAAAGACCAUUCUGGCAUGUCCGCUCUAUUGGUGGCCGCAGAGAAACUAAACAGGUCCAUCAUGACUUUGUUACUCGAUGCAAAAGCUGAUUUAGGUCAAGACGACCUGCCACAAAAGUUGGCGCAGUCUAGGGUACUCGAUACCUGGUUCCCCAGUGAACAAGUACAACAAACAGCAAAGAUACCGAUAGACCACGGAACUAGUGCAGACUUAGUCAGACGAGACCUCAUUCAUCGACUCAUCGCUGCUGGCACUGAUGGCAUUCUGAUUCAGAAACUAAUCAAGGCCGGCGUGAGUCCAACAGAAAUUGACAUAACGAAAACAUUGUUAUGCUGGCCUGGGACUUCUGUAUCGCCACUCACUGUUUCCUUAAUUCUAGACAGCCUGGACUUUGUACGUUUUUUUAUCGAGAACUGGUACUUAACGAAAUCAGACAUCAAAAUUUUAUCCAGGAAUGAAGACAUCUUGACCUACUUGGAACUACGUGAAACUAGAGCAAUUUCGUAUCUGAAGGAAGUUUCUCGCCAGCCAAUAAGAUUGGAGCUUUUAUGUAUCAUUACCGUCUCGUCUGCUUUAGGCUCAGACCGAGGCAGACGACAAAGAGUACACAACUCUAAACUCCCAGCCGUAGUGCAGAACCAACUUUUGUUCUCAAAGCUCGAAUAUAAGGUCCUAGAACCAGUGUCUGGUGACUUUCGUAUAUUAUUUUUGAAAAGUCUAUAAAAUAAAAAUCUUCUGUAAAUAACCCCGACAUUUUCCCAAGAUUUGGUUUCGUUUCUAGACAUUUGAUAUUGUAAUGAAUACAAUUAUAGUGGCGCUUAUGUCACAUCCACAGACCUAUAUAUAUUAUAUCUAGACUGAACAUGGAGAUCUCUUCUAUACAAAUUACGAUCUAAUUUUAAUCAACAAUGGUUAUUACGUGACAUUUUUUUUUGUUUAAUCAAUAUUAUCACUUGACCGUUCAUUUUAGAGAAUGAGGUCCAUUAAAGAAUGACAUUCAUUUUGUGUAUAAAUUUUACGUAUGUAUAAAUAGUAAUUUUGGGUAUCAAUUUCACUUCUGUAUAAAAUAUCAUCUUUUAGGUUUAAAUUUCACUUGGGUAUAAAACACUGUUUAGCGGUUUAAAUUUCAUAAAAUGUAUAGAGUAA
Messenger RNA from Biomphalaria glabrata, 3110 nucleotides. Its product is annotated as ankyrin repeat domain-containing protein 50-like. The coding region runs from base 42 to 2687 and encodes 881 amino acids. NCBI's taxonomy places the organism in Eukaryota, Metazoa, Mollusca, Gastropoda, Planorbidae. The record is from RefSeq and is a predicted model, not a curated record. Gene Ontology annotation, molecular function: protein binding. The transcript has a single exon.